AUGGCCUUUCGUCAUUUAACAAGAAACUUAUUUCAAUUUGGUAAACUUGCAAAUACGAACAUAAACCAACGUUUGUAUUCUUCAAUUCAACAUUCGUAUCGAUAUCGACCGUUGAUUGUGAAUCAGCAUUAUGUUUCAAUUCGAGCAUUUUCAUCGUUGAAAACGAACGAUAAUGCUUAUCGUGAUCUUGAUACAUUUCUUCAAAAGGAAAUUCAAUUAGAAAAAAGUGCUCAAAAGCAUCCCAAUAGUUUACCAACUAUCCCGAAUUUUCAGGUACAAACUGAUGGUCCAGAAGUAACGUUAACGCGUCAAUCGGACGAAUCUGAUCAGGAAUCGGAUUUGAAUCCCAAUGAAUCCGAACAAAAAUCGGACAACGCCGCAUCACAAUUGAAAUCGCGACCAACAUUUACUGUUGAUAUCAAUCGUGAUAAUCAAACAUUAUCGUUUCUUUGUUCGUAUUUACCACAUGAGCACCCCGAGGCGCAUAAUGAACAACAACCGUCAGAAAAUGCUUUAGAAGAUUUUCAAAUCGAUGAAUUCACAAUUCAUGAUGGAGAAUGGAAUGAAACUGUUUAUAGUUCUGAUUGCUCAGUUAUUGAUGGAGAACUUUAUGAUAAACUACUCAAUUUACUCGAAGAACAAGGCAUUGGUGAAGAAUUCGCCAAUCAACUCGCUGAUUUCUCCACCGCCUAUGAACACCAACAAUACAUUGGUUUACUUGAUAAACUACAAAAAUUUGUCAAAUCAUAA
This is a messenger RNA of Adineta ricciae, 750 nucleotides long. The record is from the annotation of a GenBank genome assembly. NCBI's taxonomy places the organism in Eukaryota, Metazoa, Rotifera, Eurotatoria, Adinetida, Adinetidae.